GCGCUACGCUUUCCAAAACCACAGAAGAUUAUCUAUUAUUUAAGGUGCUGUGCUUUUUUUCUUUCUUUUGGGUUGGGGGUAAAAAUCCACUUGCAUUAAGCUCAUCACAUCUAUGAGGAUUCGCGUUGUUUGUCGUAUCCAUAGCAACAGACUACCGCCUCCCGCGUGCAUCAUUAAUCCACAUGUUGUAAACAUAGAACUAAAAAUUAAUACGGAUAGCAGCAGGUUCCCUCCACCAACAAAUCAGUCAUAUAUGAUUUAAUGUGGCAUGGAAUGGGUAGACCCGAGACGAAGCAUGAUAUGUGGAAAAUCGAGAGGAAGUACAGCAGCAGAGUCCUCAUCGGGAACUGGGCUGAAGACAAACUAAAGUUUACAAAGGAGUUUCCCAGAACUGGUGGCAGCAGCACCUACCAGCAUGAUUACCGUCCACGGAGGGACCACACACCCGAUGUCCUUGUCAGAGGAGACGCUCUGCGCAGAGCUGAGGGCGUCCCUACAAAGCUGCUUCUAUCCCACCACGGCACUCCACAUUCCCACUGCCUCGUCAGCCUGUACGACGAGAUGUACGGCCGCAAGCCCAGCUCUACCCUGAGGUCAUGGCACCCCGACAAGCUGGCCUGGGUGCCCGAGAGGUCGGACCAUCCUGUUCAAAGCCCACCAACGAACUUUGGUCUGGCUGAGUCGUGGCGAGCCAGGUGGGGGCCGCGGCGGGAUGCUCUGCCUGCUGUCUCCUGCCCCUCCCCCUCUGCCUUUGUCCAGACCCGCUCCAUCCGCUCAUCUUCCGCUCCUGCUGGUCCCGCGAGUGAUGCGGCACGGGGCCGACGAUGGCCUUCAAGCAGCUGCACAGUCAACGACACCACAAGCCGCCUGCCUGUUCUAGCUCAAAUGUAGGCACUUAGCUGUGGCCACAUUCCCUGCUGGUGAACCAGCUCCCGGCCCGACCCUGUGAGCUAGAUCCUAUUCAUGAAGUUAUAUGUGGCAGUAAAUUAUAUGAAAAUAAAACAAAAAUAAAGUUGGGUAUUAAA
Paramormyrops kingsleyae is the source of this 1025-nucleotide messenger RNA. It is a transcript of the gene cfap107, whose product is annotated as cilia and flagella associated protein 107. NCBI's taxonomy places the organism in Eukaryota, Metazoa, Chordata, Actinopteri, Osteoglossiformes, Mormyridae. Gene Ontology annotation, biological process: flagellated sperm motility. The record is from RefSeq and is a predicted model, not a curated record. Gene Ontology annotation, cellular component: axonemal microtubule.